This is a messenger RNA of Prosopis cineraria, 1749 nucleotides long. Its product is annotated as solute carrier family 40 member 2-like. NCBI's taxonomy places the organism in Eukaryota, Viridiplantae, Streptophyta, Magnoliopsida, Fabales, Fabaceae. The record is from RefSeq and is a predicted model, not a curated record. Gene Ontology annotation, molecular function: iron ion transmembrane transporter activity. Gene Ontology annotation, cellular component: membrane. The transcript has 10 exons. Bases 10 to 1668 code for a protein of 552 amino acids. Gene Ontology annotation, biological process: iron ion transmembrane transport.
GCAAACUCCAUGGCAAACGGUCUUUUUUUUUUGGCUGUGAAUAAAAUGGAAAGAUACGAGCAGGAGGGAGAAGCAGAAGCGACAAUUAAUCCAUCAAAAUCCUACAUGCUGAAGGAGGUGAAGAUGAAGGAAAGAUUGGAAUUGGAAUUGGGAGAAUCUGAAAUGGAAGAAAACGUAGAGCUACUGAUUUCGCAAGAACAGAGACGCCCAUCUUCUAUCAUCACGAAAUUAUACGUUGGCCACUUUUUAGCCAGAUGGGGUGCUAGAAUGUGGGAGUUCUCGGUUGGUCUGUACAUGAUUAAUGUGUGGCCAGACUCGUUACUUUUUGCAGCACUAUACGGUGCCAUUGAAUCUGCUUCCACUGCAUUUUUUGGUCCCCUUGUCGGGAGAUUGGUGGAUAGAUUGGCAUAUGUGCAGGUUUUGCAGCUGUGGUUGGUGAUGCAAAAUAUCUCUUUCCUUAUUGCUGGGAUCACUGUAGUUGCAUUGCUUGUCUACCCAUCUUUGAGGUUCACUAAUUUCCCAUGUUUCAUUUCGCUGGUGGUGAUAACUGACAUCUGUGGAGCCAUUGGCGUGCUUUCAACUCUUGGUGGCACCAUCUUGAUCGAGAGAGAAUGGUUGGUGGUUAUAUCAGAAGGACAACCACCAGAAUUGCUGACAGAGAUGAAUUCAAUUACGAGGCGCAUUGAUCUAACCUGCAAGCUACUUGCCCCUGUGGUAACUGGGUUCAUAAUAAGCUUUGUAUCACUAAAAGCAUCUGCCAUAACAUUAGCACUCUGGAAUACUCUAUCUGUUUGGGUGGAGUAUUGGCUUUUCACAUCUGUGUAUAAUGGGAUCCCAUCUUUAGGCCAAAGCAGCGCCAGGAGGAUGACAAGAUUUGUACUGAGCAAUCAGGAAAAGAGUGAGCCUUAUUCUUCGAAGGAGGACAGCUUGCUCUCUCAUUCUGUUGAUUCCUCAGAUUUGAGAGAAAGAAAAUGGAGGAAGAAGAUUGUAGACUGGAUUUUUGAGAUCCCAUAUAUUGCUGCAUGGAAAGUGUACCUACAGCAAGAAAUUGUCCUUCCAGGAAUAGCUCUGGCUUUGCUAUUUUUCACUGUGCUAAGCUUUGGUACUUUGAUGACUGCCACAUUGGAAUGGGAAGGCAUACCAGCAUAUGUUAUAGGAAUAGCACGAGGAGUAAGUGCUGUGAUUGGAAUAGCAGCAACAGUUGUGUAUCCAGUUUUACAGUCUCGUAUAUCCACGAUUAGAACUGGACUUUGGUCUAUCUGGUCUCAGUGGACUUGCCUGCUAUCAUGUGUUGCUUCAAUCUGGAUUCAAAAUGGCUUUCUAGCAGCGUAUGUGCUAAUGGGAGGAGUAGCCGUAUCUCGGCUUGGCUUGUGGAUGUUUGACUUAUCUGUACUUCAACAAAUGCAGGAUCUUGUUCCUGAGACCGAUCGGUUGGUUGUUGGAGGUGUUCAGAGCUCACUUCAGUCUUCAAUGGAUCUAUUGGCUUAUGUUAUGGGAAUUGUUAUAUCCAAUCCACAGGACUUCUGGAAGCUGAUUCUGUUAUCGUUUCUGGCAGUCACAAUGGCUGCUUUCCUAUACUGCAUCCACGUGUACCGUGUGCGUAAACACUUAUUUCACUUCGAAAAAAUUCUGGGUUUUAAAUCUUCUGUUAACGUAGUUCAAGUUUAAGAAGACAUGCAUAUCUAAUGUUUGAAGGGAAUGCUGUGACACCAGUUUUCUUCAUGGUAUAGCAUCACUGUUCACUGAGGC